AGCAGGCGGCGAAGAUGAAGAGAUUGGAGAAGGAGAUGAAGAGAGUUCAGAAGGAGGAGGAAGAGAGAAGAAAGGCUGCCGAAGAAGAAGCGGCAGUAGAAGAAGAAAAAGAGAGAAUGCGUAUUGAGAGUAGAGAGGGGAGCAGUGGCACGAAGAGGGAUACAAACACAGAGAUGAAGAAGAGAAUAAGUGAGUGGGUCGCUAAUUUAUCGUUGGGAGAAGAUGAGGAGGCGGAGUCGUACGUGACUCAGGAUGAGAGACAUGCGCUAGCCAGUGAGCUAGCAGCCAUGGGGGACCUUAUGGAACGGCGAGAAAGGGAGGAGGAGCAGAAGUUGGCAUGGAAGUUAAGGAUGAAGAGGGAGAAGAAGAGGAGGAGAGAGGAAGUAAACAAACUGACCGCAGAGGUGGCGAAGGUGCAGGAGUGUAGGAAAGAAGUGGAGGCCCAAGCAGACGACAAGGCCAAAUGGGAUAAGGUGUUGGGCUACCUAGAGGUGUUGAGCAGAGCAUGGAUGGAGGAGCGCCAGACUGGUUGGAGCCAAGAGGUAGCCCUGAGUGCCAUGCGGUCGGGAUUUAGAGACUUUGCGCGCGAGAUCGUCACCCACAUUUGGGGCGAAGUCAGGCAACUGAGGGAUAACGUAGGGAAGUUUUGUGAGGGCGCCAUUGAGGAUGCCAAAGCGAUAGUCGCUGUAGAGGGCGAGGCUAGACCCCGUAAAGAGCCUGUAAAGCUUAAGUUCCCAGAUGCGUACGGGGGAAAGAAGGAGGAGAACUUUGACAACUGGGAGACCAAUGUCAAUAGUUACAUAUAUCUACAGCACAUCCUGACAGAGGAACAAGUCCUCGUGGCCUUCCAGGCCCUUAAGGAUGAGGCGGCUAGUUUUGCCAGGUCCCUUGCACGCGCAGCCGGUUGUGAAAACAACCUGAUUGCGUAUUCAAAAGUCACCCCCCUUUCUCAAUUCUUCAAGCUCCUGAGGGAGCGAUUCGCUGAUCCAACGAGAGGCAUCAGGGUAUCUGAUAAGUUACAAACGAUCCACUCGCGACAGUGGAGGAGUGCAAGAGCACUCAAGGGCACUAUGGACGACUUGGUAGCCGUCCCAGACCAUGGGGUCACUGAGACCCAGUUGGUCCAAUUAUUUUAUCGUGCCAUACCAGAGCCCUUGCGUGGGCACUUCUUUGAGAAGUCUCAACAGGCCGGCAUCACUUAUGAUGCAUUGAGUAGAGAAGUCGUCCUGUUUGAGUCAAAGUCCAUGCAAGUUUCCACUUUCUGGCACAAGGACUUGGACAAGGGAAAAAGGUGGAAAGGCCGUACCAUCUCAGGCCAGGUGAGGGCCAAGGAUCGCAUGAUCCUUACUUUAGAGGAAGGUGGUACUGAUGAGGUCCCAUACAGUCAGAUUGAGUGGGGCCUAGAGGAGGAGGACAGUAGCGUGGGACAGGGGAGGUCCUAUGCUGCUGUUGCAGCUGGAGGGAGGCCGCUAGUUAGAGGAGGAGGCCAGGGCCAAAGGGGCCAGGCCAUGGGAGGCCGAGGACCGGGCGCACAGGGGGUUGGCGGACAAGGAAACUGCCAAGUGGGAGAUAGGGGUCAAGGUCCCCCGCCAAAUCGCCAAGUAGUUUAUUUAGAUGAUAUCUUAGUUUUUAGUAAGACCCUCCAGGAGCACCAGGGUCAUCUGAGGCAGGUCUUGGAGAAGUUGAGAGAGUCAAACUUCAAGAUCAACGCGAAGAAGUGCGAGUGGGCCAAGACACAAGUCCUGUACUUGGGCCACGUAUUAGACGGAGAUGGCAUUAAGCCAGAGGACAGCAAGAUAGCGGCAAUUAGAGACUGGCCGACGCCCCGCACAUUGACAGAGUUGCGGUCGUUCCUAGGCCUAAUUAACUACUAUAGAAAGUUCGUCAGGAACUUCUCUACUAUCGCCGCUCCCCUGCGCAGGUUGCUUAAGAAAGAAGCAAUCUGGCAAUGGGACAACGAUUGUACAUCUGCGCUCAAGAGACUCAAGUGCGCACUAAUAGAGUACCCUGUCCUUAAGGUAGCAGAUCCGUCCUUGCCAUUUGUCGUCACCACGGACGCGAGUCAGUAUGGAAUAGGCGCUGUGUUGCAGCAGGAUGACGACAAUGGCUAUAGACCCGUAGAGUUCAUGUCCGCGAGGAUGCCCUCAGAGAAGGUAGCCACCUCGACGUACGAGAGAGAACUCUACGCUCUCAGGCAGGCUCUAGACCACUGGAAGCAUUACUUGCUUGGGAGGCACUUCAAAGUGUAUUGUGACCAUGAAACACUUAGAUGGUUAAAGACUCAGGCCAAGAUGACACCUAAGCUGACUAGGUGGGCCGUAGAGAUAGACCAGUAUGACUUUGAGCUCAAGCCAGUGAAGGGCAAGUACAACGUAGUUGCGGACGCUCUGAGUAGGAGAUCAGACUACUUUGGAGCCAUAGUACAUUAUCUGGAUAUAGGAAGAGACCUGCAAGAGAAAGUGAAGCAAGCGUAUGCGCAGGACCCUAUCUAUAGCGACCUCCUAAAGAGAGUUAGAGAGGCCCCAGAGACUGAGCCAGAUUACCGCACUACUGAGGGAUUACUAUUUGAGAAGACCAAUGUGUUUGGCCGUCUAUGCGUUCCCAACAACGAAGAGAUCCGCAGUGUGAUUUUAGGGGAAUGCCACGAUACUGAAGGACAUUUCGGUUGGCAAAAGACAUUAGCCAAUCUGAUGCGUGCGUACACCUGGCCAGGAAUGAAGAAUGACUGCGUAGAGUAUGUCCGCAGUUGUAAAGUGUGCCAGAGGAAUAAGACUACUACAUGCGCGCCCCUAGGUCUUCUCAGACCCUUGCCUAUUCCUGAUCAGUCGGGAGACUCAGUGUCCAUAGACUUCAUGGACACCCAAGUUAAGAGCAGACAUGGUAAGAGCCAAGUCAUGGUCAUAGUUGACCAUUUUAGCAAGUAUGUCGUUUUUGUUCCCUUGCUUGCAGAGGCACGAACGGACUUAGUUAUACAGAAAUUCUUUGACUUUUCGGUUAGUGGGAAUGGAAUCCCAUUGUCAAUAGUUAGCGAUAGAGACAGUCGUUUCACCAGCCAGAACUGGCAAGAACUCAUGAGAGUUUACGGAUCUAAGCUAUUGAUGUCGUCUGGCCGCCAUCCAGAGACAAACGGUCAGACUGAACAGAUGAACAAGAUCCUACAACAAGUUUUGCGCAUGUACAUUAGACCUGACCAGAUCAACUGGGAUGAGAUGUUGCCCAAAGUAGCUAGUGCGUACAACAACAGUGUGCAUCUAUCCACCUGCCGCACUCCCAAUGAGCUGCACAAGUCCUUUAGACCGCGCAGACCAUUCGAAGGAGUGAACCGGGAUCAAAUACACAGGCUACCGCCUGGUACCAGGGAGUUUGCGAUACAACACGAGAAAGAGCUAACAACAGUUGUAGAGAACCUCAGGAAGGCCCAGCAUAGAAUGCUAGAACAGGCUAAUAAGCACCGUCGCCCGUCGCAGUUUCAGGUAGGCGACUUAGUCUGGGUCAAGGCUAAAGAGUUUGCACCUGAGGAAAACAUCUCGCAGAAGCUACUGCCUGCGUAUAGUGGACCGUGGCCGGUUCUAGAAGUCAAGGGCGGAGAGGAUGGACCGUCCUACACUAUAGAGAUUCCAGCACACCUCCACACAUACCCUGUGUUUCAUGCUUCAAAGCUGUUGCCGUGUGUCACAAGUCAACAGUUCCCUUCAAGAAGAUCCAUGAUCCCCCCGGAUAUGGAUGGAAGCUAUGACAUUGACGGCAUUGUAGAUGAAGAUGUCUUUAGAACAGGAGGUAGAGGUCGUCCACAGAAACAGUAUAAGGUCCGGUUUCCUUAUCAGGAACCGGAAGACGACCGCUGGUUCACAAAAACAAAACUUCUAGAAACAGCUCCCGACAUAGUCAGAGCCUAUGAGUGUGAUAAGAAGGGUAAAGGCCCUGCCUUGGACUAAGAUGUUCUCGGAGGACCUCGAAUUUAGGAGGGCGGGAGUGAAACGGUUUUCACCUCUUCCAGUAACAGAUGCAGAUCCCAGGGCUCGAUCCCUAGACCUC
Messenger RNA from Chara braunii, 4035 nucleotides. The record is from the annotation of a GenBank genome assembly. NCBI's taxonomy places the organism in Eukaryota, Viridiplantae, Streptophyta, Charophyceae, Charales, Characeae.